Gadus chalcogrammus (walleye pollock) is the source of this 1179-nucleotide messenger RNA. Its product is annotated as natural killer cells antigen CD94-like. The transcript has a single exon. The record is from RefSeq and is a predicted model, not a curated record. NCBI's taxonomy places the organism in Eukaryota, Metazoa, Chordata, Actinopteri, Gadiformes, Gadidae. Bases 70 to 837 code for a protein of 255 amino acids.
CUCAGAAAGACCAAGCGCUCAUAGGGGUAGGACGAUAAGAUAAACUCUGAAAACAGUUUGGACUAGAAUAUGGCUGAGGUGAUUUACGCCACGCCCAACAUGAUGACCAAGGCCAGAAACACACAAGGAGAGAGAGAGGAGAGGAUAGUGGAGAUCUACGCUACCAGUGAGAGCCUCAGAGAUCAACACCAGGACUAUGUGGGGACAGAGGAGACCUCCAAUACUCUGGGAACAGUAAGGAGUCAGCAGCCGGACCCUGUGAGCCCUCCUAGGCGUCCGAUCAGGGCUGUGGUGGUGCUUCUGGGCCUGCUGUCUGUUGCCCUGCUGGCUGGACUGGUUGGUUUGGCAGUGCAGCACAAGAUAGUCAUGGACAUGGGCAGAGACGUGGAGCAACUUGUCCAAAGGCUGAAGAAUAUGACCGAGCAGAGAGACUCACUACUUCGUAAACAGGACUGUCAAAGUGGUUGGGAUGACUUUGGUUAUAAAUGUUACCUGCUUUCCAAAGUGCUUGGAUCCUGGAAUAAGAGCAGGAAGAACUGUGUUUCCCAUGGAGCAGAUCUGGUGGUCGUGGACAGUAAAGAGGAGAUGGACUUCAUUAGCAGGUACGGCGGGUACUUCUGGCUCGGAGCGACAGAUGAGGCCAGUGAAGGGUUGUGGAGAUGGGUUGAUGGGACCGUCCUGUCAGUGGAUAACCCUUCCUGGAGCACAGGGAAACCUGAUGGUAACAAGGACAAGAACUGCUUAAGGACGGUCGGGAAGGCGAGUAACCUAAAAUGGAAAGAUAAGAGCUGUGAAAGCAAGAUAAGGGGGCUUUGUGAACAAAAUCUAAUAAAAUGACGGAUGAUAAAAAAAGAAAGAAAAAAAAGGAUGUUCGUUGUUUUGUUUCGCGCUUGUUGGGUUCUGCCAUUCUGCCAAGAGCUUUGAUUGGCUGCAAGGUGUUAUCUCCUUAAAAUUACUUAAUGAACACUUUUGAAGGUACAUAUGCAUAUAUGCAUUCGCACACAUACAGUAAUUUGUAUACAGCUGUGUUUGCUGUUGUGAAUUUGACCUUUUAUUAAAGCAACUCUUGAUUCAUAUGUUUUGCUGAUAUUUUAUUCAUUGGAUUAGUUUGGUAUUGGUCCCUUUGAACAGACAUUGUUCAAAGGGACAAUGAUAUUGAUAUUUAAUUUAUUUUUAGGA